Linum trigynum is the source of this 1492-nucleotide messenger RNA. The record is from the annotation of a GenBank genome assembly. NCBI's taxonomy places the organism in Eukaryota, Viridiplantae, Streptophyta, Magnoliopsida, Malpighiales, Linaceae.
ACCAUCUCAUCGAAGAUUUCUGAAUUCCAUCGACUAGCAUUUUCGCAAAUAUCCAUAAAUAUCGUUGUUAUGUAACCUGGAACUAGUGGUGGAGUCGGGAGUUGAAAUUGGGUGUUUUCUUUUUCAGAAUAUAAAUUAUUUCAAUUGGAGAUUUCAUUUUUAAUACCAUAAAUUAAUUUUGUGAUAAUCAAAUAACAGGAAAUGAGUUUUAAUACAGUAACAAAAUACUUGUAUGUCACCUCAAGAUUAUGAGUUUGAUCUCUUGCAUAAAUAAUAUGAGAAUUAUUUUUUUAAUCAAAACGUACUUGUGUUAUGUGAACCCAAACCCCCCUCCCACUCCCACCACCCAUGCCUGGAUCCAAUUUACGGUGAAUCAUCAGUCCAAACCCGCCGACAAGACCGUCUAUGUUCAUUUUGGCCUUCAACUUCGCCGGUGUCCACGAAUCUCAACGCGUAUCACUAGUCUGCAAGUUGCAAACCAAAAUUUUCAUUCUCUCUCAAUUCUUACCAUUCAGUUCAGCACCGCCUCACUAGUUUCCACUUGAAAGAAAGAAAGAAAGAAGGAAGGAAGGAAGGAAGAGCGCCCCACAAACUUCCAAAACCCUCAUUCAACAAAACCACGACAAUAAGCGACCUCAGCCACCAAAUAAACACACCCAUCUAUCUCUAUUCUCUCUUUUCUUUUACGUGUACAAUUCCACAACCACUUUCUUCCUUCUUUCAUCUUUCCCACACAACCAAAAUCAGCCCCACCAAUUUUACCUCCUUAACCCAACAAAAUCUUCCCUUAGCCUCCUUAUCUCAAUUCUCCUCCUCCUUAUCCCUCUCUUUCUCUCUUAAAAUGUUUCCCGUGGUUGUGACCCAGCUGGCGGCGGGCCUCAGCGUGCUGGCCGGAGCAGUAAUGGCGAAAUCCUUGCUUGACGAGAGGCCCAUGUCCGGUCCCUUCCAACAAACCAGGUGCCCAUCUUGCAACGGGUCGGGUCGGGUCACCUGCCUCUGCCAACGAUGGUCCGACGGCGACCUGGGCUGCCAGACCUGCGCCGGGUCCGGCCGGAUGGGUUGCAGUAGCUGUGGCGGGUCGGGGACCGGCCGCCCACUUCCGGUUCAGAUCUCGAUGCGGCCGCCCAACCGCCCGUUUUGACAAAGACUGGUUCCAUCUGAUUUGUUCCAGUCUCUUCCUUUUGGGUGUAAUUUUCUAAUCUUACGAACCAAAUUUGUAUGUAUAAGUGAUUGUGGGUAUAUAGUGGAAUGACGUGAAGAGAUUGGAGAUUUGGUAGCGAUGUACUUCUACUUGACAAUACUUUUUUUUAAACAGUUUUAUGAAUGAAAAUUACUCUCGAUCUCUCUUUGUUUUGUGGGUUGAUGUGAUGAUUAUUCUUUGAUUAUACAUGGACUAAACAAUCCCAAGAUAAUGGAGCUGUUUAAUUUUCACAUAAAAGAUGUGAAUGUAUUACUUGUUAGGUGAAAAUUGUAAUCAAUAAUGCGAAUAAGG